This is a messenger RNA of Penicillium soppii, 2061 nucleotides long. RefSeq names its product putative RING and UBP finger domain protein. The record is from RefSeq and is a predicted model, not a curated record. Gene Ontology annotation, cellular component: cytoplasm. Gene Ontology annotation, biological process: Ras protein signal transduction; protein ubiquitination. Lineage: Eukaryota; Fungi; Ascomycota; Eurotiomycetes; Eurotiales; Aspergillaceae. The coding region runs from base 1 to 2061 and encodes 686 amino acids. Gene Ontology annotation, molecular function: zinc ion binding; ubiquitin protein ligase activity. The transcript has a single exon.
AUGCCAGCUUACUUCUACCAUCUUAGCGUGCAGCUCUCUCAAUCAGAUUCUAGAAUAUCAGCCACACUCGUUCACUCUGCACGGGAAGCUUUGCAACCAUUUCGACAAAGCCAAUCGCCUAGGUCCAUCCUAUACCCCACACCCGAACACAACACUCCACGAAUCCCAGAAACCACACUCGCACAUCAUCAAAAGCUAUCCACUCACUCUCCUCACACCCCACCCCAAACCAACGCCACCAGUUCCUCCAACUCCGCCGCAUACUCUGGCUCAUCCACCACCCUCGCAGAAGACAAGCGCUUCGGCGCCGUGACAAUCGAGUGCAUUGACAUGGUGCCCCCGUCACACGCACCGACCAAACGCCCCAAGCGUCCCUCUACCACCCCAGAGCCGGACAAUCUCGUCGCCGCAGGAAUUGGCACAGACAUCCUGAGCGGACUACGCACGAGAGGCCGCUAUAUCCCUCUCGAAGGCGAGAUUGUCGACAGCGUCUCGGGAAUUGUUCAUCUGUACCGCGAUACGCAAGAAACACCAUAUCUCAACAAUGACGACUCGCCCACUCACCUCAAAGGCUCCGCGGCUGCAGCCCGGCACCCCGGCGGACAACAGGCUCUUCCGGCGAGUAGCAAGUCUCCAAGUCUGACGGCGUACCCGUUUCCCGAGCAGAACAUCGACGAUGAUUGCAAGACGCUGUGCAUCCUCGCUGUGCCGUGUUAUCUGUCGCCACUUGAUUUUCUGGGGUUCAUGGGCGAGAAGACGAUGGAUGAUGUUACUCAUUUCCGGAUGAUUAGGACCACGCGGCCGAAUCGGUAUAUGGUUUUGAUGAAGUUCCGGAGUGGCAAGCAGGCGAGAGAUUGGCAGAAGGAGUGGAAUGGGAAGGUGUUCAAUAGUAUGGAGCCGGAGACUUGUCACGUUGUUUUUGUGAAGACCGUUGAGAUCCAGGUCGUUGAUGAAUCACUGGAUUUCGAGUCUGAGCAUGGUGCUCUUGUUUCGCCGAAUCUUUCGACGCCUUCGCAGACUUUAACUGGGAAGCCUCUUGCGCCGCCCACGCCUGCGCUUAUUGAGUUGCCUACUUGUCCUGUUUGUCUUGAGCGAAUGGAUGAAACAACAGGGCUGUUGACGAUCAUAUGUCAACAUGUCUUUCACUGCACAUGUCUCCAGAAAUGGAAGGGGAGCGGCUGCCCCGUGUGUCGCUAUACGCAAGAUGACUUCCGCAAAGGUAACGCGGGUCUGAAUCCAGAAGAAGAACAACAAGAAUGCGGCGUCUGCCACACCGAAGAAAACCUUUGGGCGUGUUUGAUCUGCGGCACGAUCGGGUGCGGCCGCUACGACGGCGCCCACGCCUUCCAGCACUGGAAAGAAACCGCUCACGCCUUCUCGAUGGACCUCACUUCCCAGCGGGUCUGGGAUUACGUAGGAGACGCCUACGUCCACCGCAUUAUCCAAAGCAAAACAGACGGAAAACUCGUUGAGCUACCAGCUGCAGAUAACAGCGCCCUCGAUACAGAUUGGGGUGAUGCUGUUCCUCGUGAAAAGUUGGAAAAUACGAGCGUCGAGUAUACGCAUCUUCUCACAAGCCAGCUCGAAAGUCAACGCGCGUAUUUCGAAGAAGUCGUCGAGCGAGCAGUCGACAAAGCAUCCCAAUCCAGUGCUGCUGCAGCAGUAGCAGAAGUCAAUGCGUCCACUGCCUCGGAUAGACUUGAAGAAUUACAAGCCAAGUACGAUAUCAUGACCCUUGAGACAUUACCUUCUCUGGAGCACGAUCGUGCCAGGGCUGAGAAAAAGGCCGAGAAAUUCGAGGCUUUGGUCCGCUCUUUUGAGAAAAAGUAUCAAGAGGAACGAUCUAUGAAUCAGAACAUGUUGGAACGGCUCGAUUUGCUUGCUAAAGAGGUCGAGGAGCUCAAGGGCUCCAAUGCUGACUUGUUAGAGCAGAACCGUGAUCUCACGUUCUUUAUUAGCGGUUCGCAGCGUUUGCAGGGGCAGGGUGAGGAGGUUGAGCAGGGGACGGUCAGUGUUCCUGAGCCGCCUAAAAAGAAGAAUAAAAAGAAGGGAAAGAAGUAG